CACCCCCUCUUUCAUCUCCUUUAUGUACUUCUCUCUUUUUCUCUUUAUGCAAGAGUACAUACACAUGACAGACAGACAGACAGACAGACAGAUAUGUUGGAUUCUGUCAUCAGGAGUAAACAAACUCUGAAUGGCAGGUAAUUUAGUGCACAUGAGCAAACAGAAUUUGUCUGACAGCUGGUCACAAGUUUUCCCACGCCCUGGGCGGUGCCAGUUUAAGUUCAGUGACAGAUGACUAGUUAGUGUGAUGAACUCUGAAUACAUAAAUGUCCUCAUUGAUGCAUAACAGUCAGAAGGAGCAUUUUUACAAAGUCCUAGUCAUCGGUGAUUUGGGAGUGGGAAAGACCAGCAUCAUCAAAUGCUAUAAGCAUCAGACGUACUCCACUAACUACAGAGCGACCAUCGGAGUGGAUUUUGCGCUCAAAGUUCUCAACUGGGACUCAGAGACGGUCUGGCUGCAGCUGUGGGACAUCGCAGGUCAGGAGCGGUUCGGGAACAUGACAAGGGUUUAUUACCGGGAGGCCAUGGGGGCGUUCAUUGUUUUUGAUGUUACCAGACCCACCACGUUUGAGGCUGUCUCCAAAUGGAAGGAGGAUCUGGACUCAAAAUUAAUACUUUCAAAUGGCCAGAGUAUAGCCAUAGUGCUCUUGGCCAAUAAGUCAGACCAAAAUAGAGACUUUCUGUCUAACAACAGCCUGAAGAUGGACCAAUACUGCAAGGAGAAUGGAUUUGUGGGCUGGUUUGAGACAUCUGCUAAGGAAAACAUCAACAUUAAUGAAGCUGCCAACUUCCUUGUGAAACACAUAAUUGCCAGCGAGAAUGAUAUCUUGAAAUCAGUGGUUCCAGAUACCAUUUCUCCUCAGCUCAACUCAGAUAAAGAACUGGGCCCGGUUCACCGAUAA
Carassius carassius (crucian carp) is the source of this 902-nucleotide messenger RNA. RefSeq names its product ras-related protein Rab-38-like. Lineage: Eukaryota; Metazoa; Chordata; Actinopteri; Cypriniformes; Cyprinidae. The transcript has 3 exons. Gene Ontology annotation, biological process: endosome to lysosome transport; phagosome-lysosome fusion. Bases 267 to 902 code for a protein of 211 amino acids. Gene Ontology annotation, cellular component: trans-Golgi network; late endosome; phagocytic vesicle. The record is from RefSeq and is a predicted model, not a curated record. Gene Ontology annotation, molecular function: GTP binding; GTPase activity.